This is a messenger RNA of Neurospora crassa OR74A, 1997 nucleotides long. RefSeq names its product mitochondrial GTPase. The coding region runs from base 509 to 1792 and encodes 427 amino acids. Gene Ontology annotation, cellular component: mitochondrion. NCBI's taxonomy places the organism in Eukaryota, Fungi, Ascomycota, Sordariomycetes, Sordariales, Sordariaceae. The record is from RefSeq and is a predicted model, not a curated record. The transcript has a single exon. Gene Ontology annotation, molecular function: GTP binding; GTPase activity.
CAUAUCUGCAAACAUAGCAUUGAUGUUGAAUGCUUUGAUUCACGAGAUCAAGGACAGCUGAUCCCAAAGAUUGCUUUGUACAGUAAUAGUGUUGGGCAAAAGGUCAACAAUCACAGUCGAAAUGUCCCAAGUGGGAGAUACCUUGUGGCUCUUAUGCACUUAUCGGAUGAUCACUUACCGAUAAGCAUUUAUCCGUUAUCAGAACUCAAAUUCCAGACUUAUCUAGCCCAGGAUCGUGAAUCUAAGUUCGAGCCAUCCACAAUCAACAAUGAGACCCGUGGAGUCUUUACCUCUCCAGAACACACACAGCCUUGGCACAUUGCGAAGUAUGCUAUCGCCAACCACAAAGAUAUUUCUUCCACCAUAAGCGCAUUUCCUGAAGCGAGAGCAACGACAACCACGACAGUAAUCCGAGCGAGACCUGCCCCCAGGCGCAUUCGAUCCGGUCCGGCAUAGCCGAGGCGAGAACCGAACUCUUCGCAACACCAAAACACUUGAAAAGUACUCAAUGUCGGGCACAAUAACUGGCAAAGUAGCAGCCGGCGCCACGGCCGCCGUCACCUCGGCAGUCGAGAAUGUCGCAAGGACCGCAACCUCCCUCACAGCCGGCGGCGGCUUCGCACCGCGCGAAGUUUACGAAUCCUCGACCCAAAUCACCCGCUCCUACUACCUCGGUCACCACGCCUCCGCCCUCAACAAAAUGCGCCAAACCAUCUCGAACGUCGGCUUGAUCAUCGAAUGCCGCGACUUCCGCGUACCCAUCUGCUCGUGGAACCCGCUCCUCGAGCGCAGUCUCGCCGCCUCCGCCGCCGGCGAGCGCUCCCGCAUCAUCGUCUAUACGAAGCACGACCUCGGCCCACCCUCGGGCAACUUCUCCAAAGAGACCUCCAUCGAGGGCUACACCAACGGCCGCUACCAAAACGGCAAGGACAUGGUCAAGACCCUCAAGAAGUACCACAAGAACUCCUACACCACCAAAGACGUCAUGUUCCUCGGCACCUCCGCCGGCGCCCGCAGCCGCAACGACGCGCCCAACAACGACAAACACCUGCUCGAGUCCAUCAAGCGCAUUGCUCGCGAAGCCGACUCCUUGACGGGCAUGCGCGCCAUGGUGGUCGGCAUGCCCAACAGCGGCAAAUCCACCCUGCUCAACCGGCUGCGCGCCAAGGGCAUGGGUCUGCCCAAAGCCGCACAAACCGGCGCCACACCGGGCGUCACCCGCAAGAUCGGCACCCCCGUGCGCAUCAUAGCUGGCGAGUCCGCCGACGACCCGAGCAGCGCCGGCUUAGGCGAGGGAGUCUUCAUCAUGGACACGCCGGGCGUGUUCAUCCCGUACGUCUCGGACCCGGAGGACAUGCUCCGUCUGGCGCUGGUGGGGUGCGUGAAAGACGGCGUGAUCCCGUCCGUCACGGUGGCCGAUUACCUGCUUUACCAUUUGAAUCUUGUCGACCCGAAGCUGUACACGCGCAAGUUCGACUUGGGCAAGCCGACCAACGACGUGCACGAGUUCCUGCGGGCGGUAGCGACACGCACGGGUAAACUGAGAAAGGGGUCGGAGCUGAACCUGGAAAACGCAGCCGACUGGGUGGUGCAGGCGUGGCGGCGCGGAGACCUGGGCAGGUUCGCGCUGGAGAGGGUCACAGAGGAGACGCUCGCGCAGGCGGUCGAGAAGGCGAGGGAGCCGACGGUGAGUAUCAGCCAGGCGAGGAAGAAGGAAAAGGAGCAGAGAAAGGUCGCGCAGCAGAUGAAGUGGGCAGGCAUAACGGCGCCGCCAGGUGGAAGUGUUGCGUAGGCACCGCUUUCGCGUGAUAUGAUGUGGAUUUCGGUUGCAGUCGAAAGCAUGCCUCAGCGAGGAAUGGAAGUUCAAGGAAAAUUAGAUGUCGCUUUGGACAAUAGAUGGAAAAGGAAGAAGACAAAAGCAUUUGAUACCCGCGCUCGUCAGAAUUACGAGGGCUUAGACAAUACACCAAUCUUGGAUAAUAACUCCAUCGCCAACA